AAAUCUGACGGAUGGAGAUCACUGAAUUUCGCUCUCACACCAACAUGCCUAUCGGUCAAUAAGCAGUCUAAAGAGUGGCUGCUCUAAUCUCUCAAACCUGAGUAGAAAUUCCGAGGCAAAGCUGGAAGCUGUGGAAUUUAUUCCCUGUAAGUUUCUUUGGAGACCAAAGUUUGAAAUUUUUGUUGGGGUAGUUUGUGUAAUUUGAAUUUUGUUCAGAUAUGUGAAAUCUAGUAAGUAGUAGUUGAAAUUGACUUUAAUUUGAGUGUUUUGUAGUUUAAACCGAAAUGGGUUUGUUAAUUAUGAUGAAUGGCCAAAUCGGUAUUUCUCGUUUUGGAAAAAAUGAGACUUUUACUUUAGAUUAUAGGUGUCAAGGGUUCCCAUUAUUGAAAUCUUGCAAACCCCUUUUUGUUGCUCAUUUGAAGAGUAAGAAUGUGAAAAGGGCUUAAAGUGUUGUUGUGAGGAAGAGUUGUUGUGGGAGAAUUUAUGCUGUGGUGAAAGAAGAUUCUGAUAAGAGGGUGGUUGGAAGUGAAGGUGGGGCUCUUGAGAAUGAGUUUGAGUUUAAGUCGUCUUUUAGUGAGUAUUUGAAGGCUAUGGAGUCAGUUAAAAGUAACCAAGGGAUGCAACAAGCUAGUAAGUUUGGUAGAGAUAGAAUGAGGGAUGCUUUAAAGGGAAAGUAUAUGUCAAAAACAGUGUCUUUGGGGAGAGAUGAUGAAAAGGUUAAAUUGAUGGAUGAAAAAGCGAUUUCGAAAAAUGUUGGGUGUGAAGAGUUGGGUAAGUUUCAUCAUGACAGGAACAUAAUUAGAAAGACAAAGGAUAAAUUCAGUGGCAACGAGAGCUGGGUAGAUGCGAAGGUGAAGAGGACAUUGAAAGGGGAGAUUGGAAGUAGAACAUGGUUGCAUUAUCAAAAUAAUACUGUAGAUCCAGAGUUAAAAGACUCUUAUGCUUUGAAGGGAAAGUAUAUGUCAAAAACAACAUCUUUGGGGAGAGAUGAUGAAAAUGUUAAAUUGAUGGAUGAAAAAGUGAUUUCGGAAGAUGUCAAGUGUGAAGAGUUGGGUAGAAAUGGUGAUGGAGUAGCUUGGGGUGAAGGUGCAGACAGAGGUAAGCUUCAUUGUGAGGGGAGUGUAAUUAGAAAGUCAAAGGAUAAAUUUAGUGGCAAUGAGAGCUGGGUAGAUGUGAAGGUGAAGAGGACAUUGAAAGGAGAGACAGGAGGUACAAGAUGGUCGCGUUAUCAAAAUAAUACCGUAGAACCAGAGUUACAAGAUUCUUAUUCUGAUGAUGGUAAAAAGCUACAGAAAGCACAAGAUAAUCCUAUGGUAUUGCUCGAUGAUAACGAGAAUGCUAGUAGUGGUAAUAUAACAGCAGGCCUAGUUCAGGGCAAAAUUUCCUCAGAAAUGUUUGGAACAAAAGGGGAAAACUUUGAAAAUGACAAAGUUGUUGCUAGAAGCCAUGUUGUGAGGAAUCACAUCCGAGUUCAGGAAACUAUUGAUGGUGAAUAUUGGCAGAGGAGUGAAAAAUUAACUUAUAGCAGAAGGUACAUCCCUGAAAAAGAUAAUGACAGAAGUUGGGAGAUGGAAAGAGCUACCUUCAAGUUUGUGGAAGAAGGAAAUGAUUUUAUGGACAAGCCAAGAGUUGCACGGGUGGAUAUGGAGGAGAGAAUUCAGAAACUAGCGAGGCAGUUAAAUGGUGCAGAUAUUGAUGUGCCGGAGUGGAUGUUCUCUAAGAUGAUGCGGAGUGCAAGGAUCAGGUUUUCAGAUAAUUCAAUAUUGAGGGUUAUCCAGAUAUUGGGUAAAUUGAGAAACUGGAGGCGGGUUCUUCAAGUAAUUGAGUGGCUGCAGAUGCGAGAACGCUUCAAAUCCCACAGGCUCAAAUUCAUUUACACAACUGCACUUAAUGUACUUGGAAAGGCAAGGAGACCUGUGGAGGCACUCAAUGUAUUUCAUGCAAUGCAGCAACAAAUGUCCUCAUAUCCAGACUUGGUGGCUUAUCACAGCAUUGCUGUCACUCUGGGACAGGCUGGCCAUAUUAGGGAACUUUUUGAUGUGAUAGAUACCAUGCGAUCUCUUCCCAAGAAAAAGUUCAGAACUGGAAUACAUGAGGGAUGGGACCCACGACUGAAACCUGAUAUUGUUGUCUACAAUGCGGUCUUAAAUGGUUGUGUCAAGCGGAAAAACUGGGAAGGAGUAUUUUGGGUUUUGCAGCAAAUAAAAGAAAAAGGUCAGAAGCCUUCUGCUUCAACAUAUGGACUGGUUAUGGAGCUUUACUCAUUUCAAUUGCGUCAAUCAUCAGGAAAAUGUGACAAUUUACAUCCAACAAUAUUUUUGCGUAAGCAGGUGAUGUUGGCAUGUGGCAAGUACAACUUGGUGCAUGAAUUUUUCAGGAAAGUGCAGAAGUCCUUUAUUCCAAGUGCUUUAGUAUAUAAAGUUCUUGUGAAUACUCUUUGGAGAGAAGGUAAAAUAAAUGAGGCUGUUUUGGCUGUUCAAGACAUGGAAAAACAAGGAAUUGUGGGUUCAGCUGCUCUUUAUUAUGACCUUGCAAGAUGUCUUUGUAGUGCUGGGAGGUGCCAAGAAGCACUAAUGCAGAUAGAGAAGAUAUGUAAGGUGGCAAACAAGCCUUUGGUGGUAACUUAUACUGGAUUAAUUCAAGCUUGUUUGGACUCUGGGAACAUUGAAAAUGCUGCUGAGAUAUUCAACCAAAUGAAGGAUUUCUGCUCUCUGAAUCUUGUUACUUGCAACAUAAUGCUGAAAGCUUAUCUGGAAAAUGGUUUCUUUCAGGAAGCAAAGAAGCUCUUCCAGCAGAUGUCUGAAGAUAGCAGCCAUUAUAGCCAGGAAACUGAUAACAGGGGUCAAGUGGUACCGGAUAUCUACACGCUCAACACCAUGUUAGAUGCAUGCAUUGUGGAGAAUAGAUGGGAUGAGCUUGAACAUGUAUUUAAAAAAAUGCUGCAGCAUGGAUUCCAUUUCAAUGCAAAACGCCAUGUCCGAAAGAAAUUGGAUGCUUCAAGAGCUGGAAGGGUAGAGCUACUGGAAACAACUUGGAAGCACCUUGCACAGGUGAACCGGGUACCCCCAUCUCCUCUCAUCAAAGAGCGGUUUUGAAUCUUUGUCGAGAAAGAAGACUACAUUUCUGCUCUUGUAUAACCAGUCAUCCAGUUAGUGAUCUACUAGAGUUUUCCAAGAUUGCAUGGAUGAAUUUAUUCAAGGAAAAUUCUCAAGGUUUGAAGGACAAUACUCUUGUUCACUUAAUACACAAGGCAAGUAUCCGAACCACUGGAAUUGAUUCAAUGAAUUCAGUUUUGCAUAAUCUUAUAUCAUCCUGUAAAGAAUUUUUGAGGACUCACACCAGAGCUCCUAAAAUUAUAGGUAGACAAACUCUUAAUGCAGGUGCCUGAAACAUGGAAAUAUAUAUAUAUAUAUAUUUAUAUGUAACAAUAAAGCAUGAAUUGAUGUCACCUUAUCAAGUGAUUUAAUAAUUCAUUAACAUGUACAUUCAUUGAA
Mangifera indica (mango) is the source of this 3494-nucleotide messenger RNA. RefSeq names its product pentatricopeptide repeat-containing protein At1g30610, chloroplastic-like. Bases 591 to 3095 code for a protein of 834 amino acids. NCBI's taxonomy places the organism in Eukaryota, Viridiplantae, Streptophyta, Magnoliopsida, Sapindales, Anacardiaceae. Gene Ontology annotation, biological process: chloroplast organization. The transcript has 9 exons. Gene Ontology annotation, molecular function: protein binding. The record is from RefSeq and is a predicted model, not a curated record. Gene Ontology annotation, cellular component: chloroplast.